Rangifer tarandus platyrhynchus (Svalbard reindeer) is the source of this 912-nucleotide messenger RNA. Lineage: Eukaryota; Metazoa; Chordata; Mammalia; Artiodactyla; Cervidae. The record is from the annotation of a GenBank genome assembly.
AUGGCCCGCGGAAAGGCCAAGGAGGAGGGCAGCUGGAAGAAAUUCAUCUGGAACUCGGAGAAGAAGGAGUUUUUGGGCAGGACCGGUGGCAGCUGGUUUAAGAUCCUUCUGUUCUACGUCAUUUUUUAUGGCUGCCUGGCGGGCAUCUUCAUCGGAACCAUCCAAGUGAUGCUGCUCACCAUCAGCGAAUUCAAGCCCACAUAUCAGGACCGAGUGGCCCCACCAGGAUUAACACAGAUUCCUCAGAUCCAAAAGACUGAAAUUGGCUUUCGUCCUAAUGAUCCCAAGAGCUAUAUGACAUAUGUGGAUAACAUAGAUAAUUUCCUGAAGAAGUACCGAGAUUCAGCCCAGAAGGAUGAUAUGAUUUUUGAAGAUUGUGGCAAUGUGCCCAGUGAACUCAAAGAUCGAGGAGAAUUUAACAACGAACAAGGAGAGCGAAAAGUCUGCAGGUUCAAGCUUGAAUGGCUGGGAAAUUGCUCUGGAAUAAAUGAUGAAACUUACGGCUACAAAGAGGGCAAACCAUGUAUCAUUAUAAAGCUCAACCGAGUUCUGGGCUUCAAACCUAAGCCUCCCAAGAAUGAGUCCUUGGAGACUUACCCAGUGAUGAAGUAUAAUCCAUAUGUCCUGCCUGUUCAGUGCACUGGCAAGCGAGACGAAGAUAAGGAAAAAGUUGGAAGCAUAGAGUACUUUGGACUGGGUGGCUACCCUGGCUUCCCUCUGCAGUAUUAUCCCUACUACGGCAAGCUCCUGCAGCCCAAGUACCUGCAGCCUCUCCUGGCCGUGCAGUUCACCAACCUCACCAUGGACACUGAAAUCCGUAUAGAGUGUAAGGCGUAUGGUGAGAACAUUGGGUACAGUGAGAAAGACCGUUUUCAGGGACGCUUUGAUGUAAAAAUUGAAGUUAAGAGCUGA